Molecule: messenger RNA, 5404 nt
Organism: Scaptodrosophila lebanonensis
Lineage: Eukaryota; Metazoa; Arthropoda; Insecta; Diptera; Drosophilidae
Gene: Girdin
Product: girdin
Exons: 10
Coding region: 561-4763 (1400 amino acids)
Biological process (GO): cytoskeleton-dependent intracellular transport; cytoplasmic microtubule organization
Cellular component (GO): centrosome; cytoplasm
Molecular function (GO): microtubule binding; dynein light intermediate chain binding
Source: RefSeq, a predicted model, not a curated record
GCUCUAAGCUUUAUAUUUAUAAAUGAAACUGACCGCAUAACAUAAAAAACAACAGUAUUCUCCAUUAAGGCUGAAGCAAAACGCAAAACAAAGUCAAGUGCAGGGGUGCUACUGCUGCUGCUCCAUUGCUGUAAAAACUAGUUUUGUGCUCUAACUGCGUUAACUCCGGCGACCGCUAUUGCGUGCUAUGUGGCCAUGUGUCUUAAUUAAUUGCGAAGAAAAGAAAAUUUAAUAUUUUACUUGCAACUUUUUAAGUUAGCAUUUUGUUGGCAUUGCAACUGCGCAUGCAUGUGCGUGUGGCAGUGUCCCUAUGUGAAUGUAUGUAUAUGCAUAUGUGUGUUGUUGUGUGCCAGUGUUUGGGAGGCUGUCAACCUGUCGCUGAUAGAUAAUUAAGCCCAAACAGACGCCAGCGCCGGCGGCGAUAUACUACUAGAAACAAAGAAACAGCAGCCGCUAGCUGAAGUGCAGCUGUGUGGACGUGACAGGUGCAACAACAGAAGCAGCGGUGGCGGCGGCUUAAAUUAAUAUUCGAGUCAUACACGCACACAUACGCAAGCACAAUGUCUGGGACGGCAACGCCAAUGGAAAUUGACGAAUUCAUAAAUGGAGCACUUGUUUCUUGGUUGGAAUCUUGUCUGCCACGUGCCGAGAUACUGGCCGGUUACACAUCUUUGCUGGAUGGCCUCAUAAUACAUAGUGUUUGGCUGCAAAUUGAUCCGGAGCCCCAGAACAAUCCCAAUGAGCUAAUCGAUCUGAGUGGCUUAUCUUUGAAUAUAGCUCGUGCUAAGAACUUUGAAUGCAUUGUGCGCAACUUAAAGUCCUUGUUCGAGGAGGAACUUGGUCAAACCAUACUCGUUCUGCCUGAUGCCUUUACUUUAGGCUACUACCCAGAGAGCAAAAAUGGUCUGGAACAAAUGAAGACACUGCUUACAUUGCUUCUGGGCGCGGCCGUGCAAUGUCCGAACAAAGAGCUCUUUAUAGCACGCAUCAAAGAACUGGAUUUGGAGACCCAGCAUGCUAUUGUGGGACUGAUCAAACAAGUCACCGACAGCCAUAGCUUGGUGCUCACCGAAGACUCACUGGACCGGCUAACGCCAGAGAAUAUGUACGCACACAUAUUACGUUUAACGAAGGAGCGCGAUAACAUGUACUUGAAGUGGAUCGAAACUGUCUGUGUAGAGCCGGAGGCCAACGCUAGCGAAAGUGUGGAAUGUGUUGCUGGCACUGGAGUCCCGCGCUCUCCUUCAAGCGUCACAGCUACUUCAACGCCUUCGUCUUCAUCCAAUUCGGAAAGCAAUCACCUGGCGGUCGAGUGUGCAGAUCUUAGAUCCAAGAACCGAAAGCUGCGACAAGAACUCGAGGAGAAAUCAGAAAAUCUGUUGGAGUUGCGCGAAGAACUUGAUGACAAGAAGCUGCGUUUCGAAAAACUGCGGCAGGAGAGCCAAGAGUGGUUUGCGGAGGCAAAGCGUGCUGCCGCAUAUCGAGAUGAAGUGGACAUAUUGCGAGAACGUGCCGAACGCGCCGAUCGUCUGGAGAUUGAGGUGCAGAAGUAUCGCGAAAAACUGGGUGACUCGGACUUUUAUAAAUCGCGCGUUGAGGAAUUGCGCGAAGACAAUCGCGUACUACUCGAGUCCAAAGAUAUGCUGGAGGAACAACUACAAAGAUCGCGAAAGCGUUCGGAGCAUGCAAUAACAUUGGAAUCGGAAAUCAUAAAAUACAAACAAAAGCUUAACGACAUGGCCUUAGAACGGGACGUGGAUCGCUCAAAGUUAGAGGAGCUAUUGGAGGAGAAUGCUCAACUGCAGCUGGUGGCCAAAAAUUUGAAUUCAACGCAAGAGUUUGACAAAUCAUUUUCCGACAAUGAAGACGACUGUAAUUCAGGUGAUAACAGCUUAUCCGAGCAACUGACCAACAAUGCGCAAACACGCGCCCUCAAGCUAGAGUUGGAGAAUAGACGCCUCACUGCCGCCUUGGAACAGCUAAAGGAGAGCUCUUUCCACGAGUCCACGAGCAAAAUGUUGGAGCUCGAGAAAGAGAAGAAGAAACUCUCACUGAAAAUCGAGCAAAUGCAGGAGAACAUACAGAGAUUAACACAACAAAAUGUAGAACUGGAAAGCGUGUUCAAAAAUGCAUUGGAGGAGAAUAAGAAACUACAAGCUGCCGUUGAUAAUCGCCAAAAAUCAUAUGAUCGUCAAAGUCUGGAACGUGAAGCCGAUCGGCAGAAGCUUUCCGAUGUGGAACAGCAUGUAGAAACUCUAAACAAAGAGAAGCAGCGCAUACAAACCCUUAAUGAGAGCAUACAACGUCGUGCCGAUGACUUGGAGCGUUUAGUGGAGAGUAAAGGCAAGGAGCUUGAACAGUUUACAGAGAAAACACAGCAAUAUGAGCAAACCAAACACAGGCUUUACGAAAUUGAGGCUAAGGUGUGUACAUACGAGCGGGAAAAUGCCAGUCUGCUUAAGGAAGUAUCUAAGCUGAAGGAGGGCAGUGAACAGAAAUCGGUGCAACUGGACGAAAGCAUCAACAGAUUGGAUGUGCAAACCAAGGAGCUUAUACGGCUGGCCAAAGCCCUGGAAGAAGCAGAACUCAUGCAGCUUAAGUUAACCGAAUUGGAGAAGCAAAACAAGGACUUGGUAUCGCAACAUGAUAUUGACCAGGAACUCAUCACUACACUGCGAAAUGACUUGGUGACUGGGACACUUGUUACCAAAAAGGUACGACACAAUCUAGAAAAACUAGGCCUGAGUGUGGACGAAUCAAGUGGAGAGCCAACCGAGCUGAAUGUCGAGCAUGUGGUCGAGAAACUAGUGCGCAAUCCAGAGACUUUCAAAACUGUUCGCGAAAUCAUGCUCACUGUCAACCGUGAGCAACAAGAGGAAGCGGAAGCCCAGGGUGGUGAGCAUGCCAAGUCCGAUAUGUGUGUGCUCUGUCAUCGUCAGGAGAUCUACACUGUUGAGAAGAAUAUAGAAUUGGGCGGAAUUGCGCCUCAAGAGCUGCGCUUUGAACACAAAGUACGUCUCAGUCCCUCACACGAUAUGGCCGAAGUAAUGCGCCUUACUGAGUCCAACGCACAGCUACAAAACCAUAACCUAGAGCUCCAAUCCAACAACGAUCUACUGCAAACCGAAAACGCACGGUUAAGUGUAGAUGUUGCCGCGCUAGGAUCACAGAUCACAUCGCUAAAUACACAACAUGUGGCAUUACAGUUAGCCAAUUCCCAGUUGGCUGCUGAAAAGGAUACACUGAUCAAGGACAUCGAUGCACUGAAGCAGGAACACAAGCAUGCAUUGCAAGAUCAGGUGACACUACAGUGCCUGCACGAUCAACUCUCCGCAGAAUACGAAUCCCUUAACAAGGACAAAGAACAGUUAAAAGCGGCCGUCCGCGAUUUACGCAAUGAGAUGCGCGAUGCCCGCGAAAACAUAACAGAGUUGGAGAAACGAAUUGAGGAGCUGACGACACAGAACAGCACCAUGAAAUCAUGCAGCGAGGAUCUUACCAUAUUACGCACCGAGCACUCCAAGCUAACAGACGAUUUUCGCAAUCUUUUCGCAACUAGCGAUCGCUUUAAAAACGAGUACAAAAACAUACAGGAACAAUACAAAAUGAUACGCGAGGAGCACAGUCGCAUGAGGCUACAGAAUACGGAGCUGUCUGGUGAGCUAAAUACCAAAACGGAUCAAGUUCGGCUUUUGCAAAUUGAAUACACAAAGGUGCAACAGCGCUGCGAGAUGCUGAUACAAAACAAUGCGGAUUUAGAUGCCGAACGGAAGGCCUUGAUGGAGAAUGUAUCACAACUUUUAUCGCAAUAUCAUGAGCUUUUGGCCAUUUCUUUAGAAGACAAAAAACAUUUCCAUGAGGAGGAAAAGAACUACACAGAACGUGUGCACAGUUUAAAGAGGCAAAAGGAAAAGUUGGAAGAGAAAAUUAUGGAGCAUUAUAAGAAGUCUGAGUCUACAGUACAGAAGAAGAAGCCCUUUGCCAGCAGUUUGGUACGCCGCGUUAAGAAGGCAAGUUCGGAUUUAAUGAACAAGGUGCCCAGUCGUAAUCGUCGCUCUUGGGUGGAUGAUGCACGUGCUAGUUCGCAGUUUGUGAUUGGUUCGGAGUCGGGGGGCAAUGAGUCUGACAACAGCAAUGAGGAGCCACUCUCCAUAGCCUCCGAUACGCAUUUGUUGCAGCGAAAUGUACCAUUGCGUCAGAGCCUGCAGCGGGAUAUGUUUCUGGAUAACCCAAUCACACGCGGUGGCACAGUACGCAGUAGUUUGCAGGCCCAAAAACGUACGGAUUUAAAUAAUUCACGUAGAAAUAGCGUGCACGGCAGUCUUGAAGCGCCGGAUGUGACAGGCAGCAGUUUAACUCUAGGAGCUGCUGGUUCGCGUCGCACCGUUUAUUUAAUCGAUGAGCAUCAAAAGCUGCCCGAUGGCUCGACCAACACACAAAAGCAACCACAACAGCAACAAGCAACCGCUAACAGUAGCGGCAGCACAACUGGGACUUCAACGCCCACACCUGGAGCAUCGGAAACGCAAACGCCACAGAAAGCGAACGCCGCAGAGAGUCCGGGCACUUUCCUCAUGUACAAUCGCAUCAUAAACACAACAAUUGGUGGUUCAGGGACCAGCAACGAUCAGAGUCCGUUAUUGCAGGCAAGUGGGAGCGGAGGCAGCGUUUCUGGUUCUGCCGGACAGGUGGAUGACAAAGGAUUGCGCAAACGCAAUGAGGAUAAGAGUAACAGUAUUUGGUACGAAUAUGGUUGCGUUUAAUACGUCCAAGCAUUUUGAAUUUAAUGUGCAUUUGCUGAACGAAGUAUUAUUUCGUUUUAGAAAGUAACGAAUUUAUUUUUUUUCGAAUAUACAUACAAACAUACGUACAUACUAUAUGUCUGAAUAAUGUUGAGCAUAGUGAUGCAUAUAUAAUGAUGUGUUUAUAAUGUUGCCUUAAGCUAGUAAAAAGUGCUUCUUAAAUGCUAUGAUUUGCCUUAAGACCAUACUCGUGCACUGUGUUGCAAAUAGUAUGGGUAGUUAAAAAUGUGUGUAUUUUUGUAUACUGCUUCCUAGUGUUAUUGUAUUGUAUUUUGUUUCAGAUAUACAUAUAUAUAUAUAUAUAUAUUAGUUUUAUGUAUUUAAAUAUAAUAUAAUAAUAUGUAUUUAAUUUAAAUAUAAUAAUGUCCACUAAAAUCUAAAAAUGAAGACUACAAGGUAACUACUCCGAAUUCAUAACUAUCAACAACAAAUAUACAACUUAAACGACAAAUACUUAAAUUUUGACACUAGACGUUGAAAAACUUCUUUGUAAAAAUACUUGAUGCACGUUUUAUGGAAUUUAUAUCGUCCAAAAUGUAACGCUUCUAAUUUUAUAAGAGCAAAGGAUCAAAAUACAAAUGUAUACCCAGCUAUGUAUUCCU